This is a messenger RNA of Plutella xylostella (diamondback moth), 642 nucleotides long. RefSeq lists its product as uncharacterized. The record is from RefSeq and is a predicted model, not a curated record. NCBI's taxonomy places the organism in Eukaryota, Metazoa, Arthropoda, Insecta, Lepidoptera, Plutellidae.
AUUGUCCACCCAUGCCCCGCCCUCAUGGAGUCUUGUGUCCAGGAAUACUUUCAGCAACGAGUUCAAUGCACUCCAGCCUUUCUGGAGUCUGGAGCUGUCAAAUUUGAUACCAUAACCAUGAAAAUACCUUCAACUAAAAUGAUCAUCGAUCAACUGAAUACUACCAUUGAUGAAGUGGAUGGCAAAAUUGUUGCUUUUACUGUAAAUGAAGAGAAGAAGCUGGCUGUUUUGGCGGUUGAGUUCACAAAUCUGACGAUGAAUUCUAACCUGCUCUUCAAUUUCUAUGGAACUGGCAAAGAACCGAUCACAUUCACCGGAGCAUUGGAUGAGUUCUUUCCCUCCAUUGUGAUGACAUCGUUCUUCUCGACUGAAACAUACGACCUACACACAGCCAGGCACUUCGCCUACCUUCCCGCUGUGCCUACCGUCGCACUCACAGGAGGUUGCUUGGAUACUGAUGAUGAGGUUCUCUCGGAGGCUCUGGCGGACUUCAAUGAGAACUUCAACACGGUGCUGCUGGAGGGCUGGCGGUCCGUGGGGGUGCCCCUAGCCAACUACUACAUUCAGAAUCACAUAUGUGAUUAUGGAAUUAAAUACUAAGUGGGGUUGUUUUGCUGUAAAAUAAACAGCAUUGUGGAAAAA